GUCCCUAGCUAAAAUGACGUUCAGUGACAGCUGACUAAAAUAAGAGUGUUGUUUGUGUUGUUCCAAAAAGUCAAAAAUAACCCGUAAUGGGAAUAAAUUGAGUGUAAUUCUCGUACGAUUUAUUUUUUAAACCACCCAUUUGUAUUUACUUUACGUAAUAAAUGCCGAGCGAAAGCGUGCUAGCAUUGACAGGUAACCAUCUGUUUGUAGCUGCUUUCCGCCCAAGAACAGGCGAUUUUCACGUCGUAAUUGGUUUAAAAUGGGCGAAUCUCAUGAGAAUUUAUUAAGAGUCGUGAGACACUGCCAGGAGUCUCUUGAUAAAUACACCGAAAACCGCAAUGACGGCAAGUUGUUGCAUUACAUAGAGAAGCUGUACAGGCUUCCCAUCAAAGUAGUGCAUUUGGAACAAACGGGGGUUGGACGUACGGUGAAUGGCUUACGUAAGUUAGGGGGCGAUGUGGGUGAUUCGGCCAAGUCUCUUGUCGCAAAAUGGAAGGAAAUGGUGGUAGGGGAACAGGAAGAAGAGGAGGAGGAUGACGAAGAUGAGGACGAAGACGACGAAGAGGAAGAUGGGUACCAAAGCGGCGAAGAACCGUCAAAUGACAGCGACGAUAAAGACGGUCAGGAGACAAAAUCCAGAACUGAAACUCCUUCUAGUCAUAGCAAACGUGAUAGUGACAGGACUGAAGAUAGGGAAAAAGCUAAGAAAAGUAAACAAAGUUCAAAACCAGACGGUCAUAGUUCCGAAUCCUCCCGAAAAGAAAAACAUCGGCAUAACGGACAUGACAAACACAAAUCACACAAAAGAAAAAGCGAGGAAUCGAGCAGUGAAGAAGAAACCCCGAGAAAGCGCCCCAAGAAGGAGGAAGACAGAAACAAAUCGAAACGGAGUGAAGAGGAACGAAAACACAAAUCGGAAAAACAUAAAUCGGCGAAAAAAUCGCGAGACUCGUCCUCGGAUUUUGAAGAUUCUUCCAAGUCUAGCAAAAAGUACGAAAGUAACAAACACAAAUCGAGCAAAAAAGACGAUUUGAAGAAACACGAGGAGAGGAAAAGCAAAGAAAAGAAGAGUAAAGACGAGAAAAGGGAAAAAAGUGACGAUAAGAAACCCAAAAGUUCGAAAAAAUUAAACGGGGGAUUGGUCAGUGGGAUUGAUUCAGGGUCAGGGGCGAGCUUCGCGGAGGCUUUGGGAAUGUGUGAACCGUCUUCGAGUAAGAAUACUCCAAAGAAGAAGACGGAGAAGGUGGAAAAGACGGAGAAGAAGAGGGAAAAGUCCACAGAUCAAACGGUCCCCAAACUCCUUAAAGAACCGACACUGGACCCCAUAGAUCUCAAUAUUUCAAGUCUACUGCCUCCAAUCACCCCCAACUAUCGCCCUCUUGGCAACCUACUCUCUUCUGACAGCCACACGAAAAAAUUCAUGUCCGAAUCUGAAGCGCUCACCAGCAUUAUAACCUCGAAAAAUCAAAGGACUAAAGUCUAUUCCGGCAAUAAAAUAGGCUGUGGUAAAGUGGCCUCACUUUUCGACUUGUGUAUUCGAGUCCUUCAAGACAAUAUUGACGCUUUGGAGUACACUGGAGGAGUCCCUUACAACGUCCUUAAACCAAUUCUAGAAAAGGCCAAUCCCAACCAACUCUACAUCAUGGAACACCACAACCCUUAUCUCAUUGAAGACACGGAUGAAUUGUGGCAAUUGCACUGCCAGAAAGAAUUCAGAAAUAAGAAAAGAGAAGAGUUGGAGACAUGGCGUGAAAUGUACCUGAGAUGUUUGGAUGAAAGAGACGCCAAACUUAAAGCACUGACAGCAAAUAUAAAACAAGCCCAAGACAAGUCGCUUCCGGUCAGGAUGACCAAGUUGGCGUAUGUGGAUGCGGUGGCGAAGCCCCCGAGAAAUAUAGCGAGAAAACAGGCGAAAAAUGGAACAGCCUUCGACGUCCGAAAAACUUCAGCUAAGCUGUGUUCACUAGCAACGGCAGGCGAAGCCGGAAAAGUCGCUGUCCCCAACCCCGGAAGUCGAGCCGUUGAAAGACCCUCGACUCAUACCAAACCCAAAAAGGCCCCUCUCAUGUUAAAAAGUAUAAGUUCGUUCAAAAACAGGUUUAAAAGAUAACCUAAAGACUGUGUUCGAUUAGUUUUUUUAUAUUUUGGCUGUAAGUUUUAGAUUUUUUGAUCUAGGGUAGCGAUUGGUUUUAUUUUAUUGUGGUUUCAAAAUUUUGACAAUUUUUGUCAAGCUAUGUGAUUGUAGUAAUUUAUAUUGUAUCAUUUUUUUGAUUUACAUCAUUGUGUAUACUGUCAUUUCGUCUCAUUAAAAGUUACAUUUUUUAUUGUUGGUGGCAAAUGUAAUUAUGUAAAGCACGGUUUUAAAAAUAAUUAAAAUAUUUUUAUAGAUUAAGUACAGCGUUAAGUAGGUGAUUAAAUCAUAAAAAGAUACAUUUUGAGCACUGUAUUCUUUUUACAAAGAAUAUAUAAAUAAAUGAUUUUAGCAA
Messenger RNA from Tribolium madens (black flour beetle), 2486 nucleotides. RefSeq names its product transcription elongation factor B polypeptide 3-like. Bases 260 to 2110 code for a protein of 616 amino acids. The record is from RefSeq and is a predicted model, not a curated record. Gene Ontology annotation, biological process: transcription elongation by RNA polymerase II. The transcript has 5 exons. Gene Ontology annotation, cellular component: elongin complex; nucleus. Lineage: Eukaryota; Metazoa; Arthropoda; Insecta; Coleoptera; Tenebrionidae.